Molecule: messenger RNA, 2308 nt
Organism: Odobenus rosmarus divergens (Pacific walrus)
Lineage: Eukaryota; Metazoa; Chordata; Mammalia; Carnivora; Odobenidae
Product: pentatricopeptide repeat domain 1
Exons: 11
Coding region: 1-2265 (754 amino acids)
Biological process (GO): tRNA 3'-end processing
Cellular component (GO): mitochondrial matrix
Molecular function (GO): protein binding; tRNA binding
Source: RefSeq, a predicted model, not a curated record
AUGGCGUCAGUCGUACCACUCAAGGAGAAGAAGCUCAUGGAUGUGAAACUAGGAGAGCUGCCCAGCUGGAUACUGAUGCGGGAUUUCACCCCUAAGGGCAUUGCUGGAGCAUUUCGAAGAGGGCCUGGGGUAGGAGCAGGAAAGCCAGACAUGGACCUCGCAAGAUUGGCCCGGCUUUUCUCCGGACUCCGCCCUGUGGGACUGUCCAUCCUCCAGCACCUCGGCCCUCUCGGAGCCAAAUGGGCAGGAGGCAGGGAGGGGCCUGCAUGGCUGAGGGCUGUGGGGCUGACUCGAGCCUGCAGCAGCUCCCCCUCACAGCUGCCCCUUGGCCAAGGGAACCAGAAGAACAUGAGCAGCCUCAGCUCUGACCUGAGCCAGAGUGGCCCCACGGCCGCUCAGGAGGAAGAGGAGGAGAGCUUUGGGACCCUCUCCAACAAGUACUCCUCGAGGAGAAUGUUCCGAAAAUCGACAGCCCAGUUACAUAACCUACGGCUCAGGGAACAGAGUGCUGAAGAUGAGGAAAGGGGGCUGGAGCCAGAGAUACGGCGGGGCCGGAAAAACACGCCUUACUGGUACUUCUUUCAAUGCAAACACCUGAUCAAAGAAGGGAAGCUGGCCGAGGCCCUGGACCUGUUUGAGCAGCAGAUGCUGAAGGAGGAGCGACUCCAGCCCCUCGAGUGCAACUACACGGUGCUGAUUGGGGGCUGCGGGCGGGCCGGAUACCUGAAGAAGGCCUUCCGCCUCUACAACGAUAUGAAGAAACGGGACCUGGAGCCCUCAGAUGCCACAUAUACAGCCCUGUUCAACGUCUGCGCCGAGUCGCCCUGGAAGGACUCUGCACUGCAGAGUGCCCUGAAGCUCCGGCAGCAGCUCCAGGCCCGAAACUUCCAGCUCAACUUGAAAACGUACCAUGCACUGCUGAAGAUGGCUGCCAUGUGUGCAGACCUCAGGAUGUGCCUCGAUGUGUUCAAGGAAAUCGUCCAGAAAGGGCAUGCAGUCACAGAGGAGACCUUCAGUUACCUGCUCAUGGGCUGCAUCCAGGACAAGAAGACAGGUUUCCGAUACGCCCUGCAGGUGUGGAGGCAGAUGCUGAGUCUGGGGCUCCAGCCGAGCCAGCAUGGCUACAACCUACUCCUGGGGGCAGCUCGAGACUGCGGCUUGGGGGACCCAGAGGUAGCCUCAGCACUGCUCCUGAGGCCCAGGGAGGAGACGGUCAUGCUCCAGCCUCUGGCACGUGGGUUUCGGGCAAAGAGGAGAGCCCGGGCCUGGCUGGGUGACGGCAUGUCAGUCAGGCUGCAUGUGGAGGCCCUGGAGAGACAGCUGUUUCUGGAACCUUCUCAGGUGCUUGAGGGCCUUCCAGAGCCUUGCGAAGCCAGAGCCCCCAGCAAGGCCCAGCCUGAGGUGGAAACUAAGAAGGAGCCCGAACGCAUGGUGGCCCUCACUUCCUUGGCCCCAGAACCUUCUUGCUGGGGGCUGGAGGCCAACCUCCUGACCUUGGGAGCAGUUCCCCCAGCUGUGGUCUCCUUUGGGACUGUGACCACCCCAGCUGACAGGCUGGCCUUGAUGGGGGGCCUGGAGGGCUUCUUGGGCAAGAUGGCAGAACAUGGGCUCCGGCCCAACAUCAAAACCCUCACGCUGUUGGCUGAGGUGGUGGAGCCCGGGAGUCCCGCAGAGUCCUCACUGCUGACCGUCCUGGACACGUACCAGGUGGAAGCUGAUGUGACGUUCUUCAACACACUGAUGAGGAAGAAGAGCAAGCUUGGCGAUCUGGAGGGGGCGAAGGCGCUGCUGCCACUCCUGGCAGAGAGGGGCCUUACCCCCAACCUGCAGACCUUCUGCAGCCUGGCCACCGGGUGCCACAGGCCAACAGAUGGUCUGCAGCUGCUUGCGGACAUGAAGAAAUCCCACAUGACCCCCAACACCCACGUCUACAGCACCCUCAUCAACGCGGCCGUCAAGAAGCUGGACUACACCUAUCUCAUUGACAUCCUGAAGCACAUGAGGUGCAGCAGCGUCCCGGUGAAUGAGGUGGUCAUCCGCCAGCUGGAGUUCGCAGCCCAGUACCCGCCCUCCUUUGAUCGGUACAAAGAGAAAAACACCUACUUGGAGAAGAUUGAUGGCUUCCGAGCUUAUUACAAGCAGUGGCUGAAAGUGAUGCCAGCAGAGGAAACCCCCCACCCGUGGCAGAAGUUCCGGACCAAGCACCAGGGGGACCGAGACCCCAUCAUGGAGGCGGAUGUGGACGGAGGCCUCAGAGGCAGGUGAUGGGAGGCGCUGGGGGCCGCGAGCAGAGCUGGGACAAAGGGCA